GAUAAGAUAGAACGAUAAAGUACUUCUUUUGCUUUAUUUACUCAUAAAUCGUAAAUAUAUCAAAUAUUAUGUUUACACUUUAUAAUACAACUUCAUUGUCACGCCUAAUUCCAAGUAUUUUGUUUUCGUAUUAGAUCUGGAGCUAUAAUAGGUGAAUUUUAAGCUCUCGUGAUAGUUUGUUCGUAUUUGCGAUUUUUGGAGAAUGGCGUCUGGUGAAUGGCACUGUGAGAAAAGAUUCAAGAAUGAGUCUUUUAGGAACGAGGAUGAGAAUGUACUUGAAACUGGGUGUCUCUCCAUUAUUGUCCUUGGUGCUUCCGGUGAUCUUGCCAAGAAAAAGACUUUCCCGGCGCUCUUUAACCUUUAUGGGAAGGGAUUUUUGCAAUCAGACGAAGUUCACAUCUUUGGCUAUGCAAGGACCAAGAUUUCUGAUGAUGAGUUGAGGGACCGCAUUCGUGGGUGAGAUUCCUGUAUAUUCUGUCUAUGGUGAAAAUUAGUCAUCGUGCAUGUUUAUGUCUAUGU
Messenger RNA from Olea europaea var. sylvestris, 519 nucleotides. Its product is annotated as glucose-6-phosphate 1-dehydrogenase, cytoplasmic-like. The coding region runs from base 203 to 460 and encodes 85 amino acids. Gene Ontology annotation, cellular component: cytosol. Lineage: Eukaryota; Viridiplantae; Streptophyta; Magnoliopsida; Lamiales; Oleaceae. Gene Ontology annotation, molecular function: glucose-6-phosphate dehydrogenase activity; NADP binding. The record is from RefSeq and is a predicted model, not a curated record. The transcript is spliced from 3 exons. Gene Ontology annotation, biological process: glucose metabolic process; pentose-phosphate shunt, oxidative branch.